Messenger RNA from Monodelphis domestica (gray short-tailed opossum), 568 nucleotides. RefSeq names its product cytochrome c, testis-specific. Gene Ontology annotation, molecular function: electron transfer activity; heme binding. NCBI's taxonomy places the organism in Eukaryota, Metazoa, Chordata, Mammalia, Didelphimorphia, Didelphidae. The record is from RefSeq and is a predicted model, not a curated record.
CCAUUCGGUUCACGUGGACCCGCGGCCCUGCGUCCGCUCGGAUUGUCUGGAUUGUCGAAGCGGCUCACUCCUGGAGGCCGAAGCGCUGGGGACGCUGGCUCAGGCCUUUCUCAACUCCUGUGUGGCCGCUGGGCGGCAUCGCCCUCCACGCGAAGGUCAAGGUCAAGGCGGCAGUAGCGGCUAGAGAAUUUCCUCAGAUCAUAGAAAAAAAUGGGAGAUGCUGAUGCAGGCAAGAAAAUCUUUGUCCAAAAAUGUGCUCAGUGUCACACAGUGGAAAAGGGUGGAAAACAUAAGACGGGUCCAAAUCUCUGGGGUCUCCUCGGUCGAAAAACAGGACAAGCACCUGGAUUUUCUUAUUCUGAGGCAAACCAAAAGAAAGGUAUUACCUGGAGUGAAGCCACUCUGAUGGAAUAUUUGGAAAACCCUAAAAAAUAUAUCCCUGGAACAAAAAUGAUUUUUGCUGGUCUUAAAAAGAAGAGUGAGAGAGAAGCUCUUAUUGCAUAUUUGAAAAAAGCAACAAAAUAAUGACAUGUUAUUACAGCUAAUAAAAUACCAAUUUUAAGUCAAA